AUGGAUGGUCUAAUGACAUCAUUUGCUUCUGCAUCGGUUCAGCUAUUGAUUUCACCAAUAACAUUUGAUGAUAAAACAAGUGGCUGUUGCCUCAAGAUUGAAAUAUAUCGUUUUAGAUAUCAUAUGAUUGGAAAUUUGUUCAAAGAGCAAGUCAUAGACGUGGUCUGGUUUAAUCCUAGAAAGGCAACCAUAUCGAUAUUGCGUAUACAAAAAUCUGAUCAAAUGAAUCCAAAUCGAUUAAUUGGAUUAUUAAAAUCUCAGGAUGCACAAGGCAGUAGUCCACCAGUCAAAAAAAGUCGAAUAGACGAGCCAUGUCAGAUAGAACAUAUCUUGUUUCGUCCAAAUAUUGGAUCCGUUGAGAAAGUCACCAAGCAAAUGUGGGUAUAUGCCAGUCAAGAUGGAAUGGUUUUACGUGAUGUUUCAUAUGUGCCCCAAUUAUAUAAAAUUUUGAUGAAAUUCUUGUAAAUAUUGCUGAUGAUAAAAUUUGUGAUCAAAAUGACCAUUAUUAAAAUCGAAAUCAAUAUGGAAAGUGAUGAAAUAAUUUUUAACAAUGGCCGUGG
Molecule: messenger RNA, 560 nt
Organism: Dermatophagoides farinae (American house dust mite)
Lineage: Eukaryota; Metazoa; Arthropoda; Arachnida; Sarcoptiformes; Pyroglyphidae
Source: RefSeq, a predicted model, not a curated record